CGAGAUUUGUCUCUGAAUUUCAAGAUGGCGCUCUCCGUGAAAGAACUUGCAUCUUUGCUCAGCGUCCUCUCUGAGGACACCACCCAGACACAGUCAUUUGAAAACUUAGCCACUGGUUUUCACCACUACUUUACCAAACAAGAUCACUUCAAAGUGGGAUCUUCAAUUGUAUUGCUGCUCCAGAAUCGAGAUUUACUGCCACACCCUACACAGAAGUUGGCUGCCAUCUUUCUUCUGUAUGAGAUGUACCGUACAGAUCCCAUAGCUGCUAAUCCAUUUGCCACUGUCUUUGUUCAUCUUUUGAACCCUCCUACUGAAAACCAAGAAGCAGGACAGUUUGACUUACACUGGGCAAUUCCAGCCAUCUCCCCAGCAGAGAGAUACUUCCUCUCACAACUCAUCUCCAGUCCAACUAAAGAGAUGUUCAAAAAAACACCAACUCAAAUUAUCCAACUGGAUGUCAGUAGCAUGCAGAACUUUGAUGUAAGUGGCCUACAGCUGGCCUUGGCUGAGAGACAAUCAGAAAUGCCAGCUCAGAGCAAGUCAGCCAUGCCAUGUGUAGUUCCUGACCCUGAUACGAAACCUACAAGUUAUGAUCAUUUUGGGAAGCCUGGUGUUAUAAAUCCUGAUGUACAGAGGCAGACUAUUGAGGCCUUACUGACAGGGAACAAACCUCCCGUGGAGAACUGUAUGAUGCCAGAGUUCAUCAGAUUAGCCCCACCCUUACAUAUUGCUGAAGAUGAGCUGUGUUGGAUGAACCCAGUGGACAUGGAUUAUAAUAUUGCCUGGGAUACCACCAUGUGUGUCAGUAGUUCAGCAGGCGUGGAGAUCCGACGGCUGAUGUCUAAAGCAUUUAAAGGAGCACUGACUCUGCCCCAGCAGCAACAAUUACUAACAGAGCUGGAAAAGGACAAUAAAUUGGUUUACCACAUAGGGCUUACUCCUGCCAAGCUUCCAGACUUAGUAGAAAAUAACCCCUUAGUGGCCAUAGAAGUUUUACUGCGAUUGAUGCAGUCCAACCAAAUCACAGAGUAUUUUUCUGUCCUUGUCAACAUGGAAAUGUCUCUGCAUUCAAUGGAGGUUGUCAACAGACUAACAACAGCUGUAGAACUACCAUCAGAAUUCAUUCAUUUAUACAUUUCUAACUGCAUCUCAACAUGUGAAACGAUUCGUGAUAGAUAUUUACAGAAUAGACUUGUACGAUUAGUGUGUGUAUUUCUUCAGUCUCUCAUCAGAAAUAAAAUCAUCGACGUCAAGGAUAUCUUCAUAGAAGUACAAGCCUUUUGUAUUGAAUUCAGUCGGAUACGAGAGGCAGCGGGAUUAUUCAGACUUUUAAAAUCUUUGGACAGUGCCGACCCACAAAAUGUGCAGGCUGCUGCAUCAAGAUAGCAGCCAACAAUGAUGUGAAUGAGAUUGAUGUGAAAUACUGUGAAUUCUUAAGGAAAAAUCGUGUUGUGUGUGAUGUCACUCACAAAGUACCCUUUUGUGAUAUUGCAAUGUCGACAUCACACAUACGUGUACCUGAGUCUAUGGUCAUACAUACUUGUACCUGUGUCUGAGGUAUACAUGCACUUUGAAGAGUUAUACUGUCUUACUUUUAUCUAAAAAUACAAACUUUAUGGUCAAAUUGUUGAUAAGAAAUCUCUAAUGAUUAAUGAAAUGAAAUAAACCUCGACAGUUACAUUUGUAA
Saccostrea echinata is the source of this 1690-nucleotide messenger RNA. Its product is annotated as CCR4-NOT transcription complex subunit 11-like. The transcript has 12 exons. NCBI's taxonomy places the organism in Eukaryota, Metazoa, Mollusca, Bivalvia, Ostreida, Ostreidae. Gene Ontology annotation, cellular component: CCR4-NOT complex. The coding region runs from base 25 to 1389 and encodes 454 amino acids. Gene Ontology annotation, biological process: mRNA catabolic process; negative regulation of translation. The record is from RefSeq and is a predicted model, not a curated record.